CAAAGGGAAUCCCACUUGAGCAACUGCAAGUAGACACAGACUCUGAAAAUUCAAAAAUCAUCGCAAUGGAGAAUUUCCAUAACCGUAAGGACAUUACUAACACUCGACCUCCACGUGGCUUUACAGAUAUUUUCAGGAGAGAGUUGGGCUUCUCUCAUCCCAACGCUUUUGCUCGUCGCUUUUCAGCUUCGGAGGUUCUUGUAAAGAACAUGAGUUUAUAUGGUAAAUUAGAUGGUCAUGAAGGAUGUGUGAAUGCUGUCGAAUUCAACUCCACUGGUGACCUUCUUGUAUCAGGUUCUGAUGACCGACAAGUUAUGUUUUGGAAUUGGGCGUCCAAAACUAGAUUAUUUGCAUAUGCUUCUGGCCAUACGGACAACAUAUUCCAAACAAAAAUUAUGCCAUUCACUGAUGACUGCCGAAUAGUGACUUCUGCUGGUGAUGGUCAGGUAAGGCUUGGCCUUCUCCGGGAAGAUGGCAUAGUUGACACUGCAAUGUUGGGGAAGCACCAAGGUUGUGUAUACAAGCUUGCUGUGGAGCCUGGAAGUCCCUACAUAUUUUAUAGUUGUGGUGAAGAUGGAUUUAUUCAACAUUUUGAUUUAAGAAGUAGUUCUGCUACAAAGCUUUUCUGUUGUUCCUCAGUAAGAAACAAUAAACAGCCUCCAAGUAAAAUAGGGUUGAAUUCCAUUGUGAUUGACUCUAGAAAUCCAUAUUACUUUGCUGUCGGUGGAUCUGAUGAAUAUGCACGUGUUUAUGACAUAAGAAAAUGCCAGUUGGAUUCAACAAGAAAUUCUGAUCAACCUGUAAAUACAUUUUGCCCUCAUCACUUAAUUGGUUCAAAUAAUGUCCGUAUCACAGGAUUGGCUUACUCAAGCUUUAGUGAACUCCUUGUUUCUUAUAAUGAUGAGCUCAUCUAUCUGUUUGAAAAGUCUGUGGGCUUGGGUUCUUCGCCUUCAUCUGCUACAUCCGAGGAUCUGAAGAAUAUUCAUGAGGCACAAGUUUAUUCAGGCCACAGAAAUGCACAGACAAUUAAAGGAGUGAAUUUUUUUGGCCCGAAUGAUGAAUAUGUGUUGAGUGGCUCAGAUUGUGGCCACAUAUUCAUCUGGAAGAAGAAGGAAGCUAAGCUGGUGAGAUUAAUGAUAGGUGAUCAACAUGUUGUAAAUCAACUUGAGGCCCAUCCACAUAUACCUAUCCUCGCUACUUGUGGUAUAGAGAAAAAUGUCAAAAUGUGGCUUCCUCUAGGGAGUGAUAUGCCUCCCCUUCCUGCAAAUGUGAAAGAGAUAAUCGAGGCAAACAGACAGGGCAGAGAAGACCGAUCGCGGGUAACGCUUAGUCCUGAUGUUAUAAUGCAUGUUCUUCGCCUGCAAAGGCGACAGACGUUAGAAUAUAUUGAAAGAGGACAUAGUAGGGCAGAUAUUGUAAGUGAUGAUGAAGAUGCAGAGGGAUACCUUUUAGGAUUCUUAGACGGUGAUGCCUCUUCUGAUGAGGAUUCUCCAAGAAAUUCCAGAGAUUGCAACAUUAGCUAAAGCUUAAAAAAGAUGGUUUGGUUGCUUUGGCUCACUAAUUCCUUAGAAAUAGAAAAUAAUGUUAGCUUCACUGUUUUUCACUAAGCAGUACCAUACACAUACAUGUUUGAAGCAUGCCUUGAUAACAUGAUUAGUUAGGGAAACAAUUAGUGUGCAGAAGUGUAGAAUCUGGAUUGUUCCAGUUGAAGGUUAGAUAGAGUGCAGUUAAACUCAUAUAUUGUUGUGCAUACAGGUAUAAAAUAAGUACAAAUGUGUUUUGGUAAUUAAAACAAGUGUAAAUUUGAUACUGUACAAAUAAGUGAAUAACCCUACUCUUGAUUUUACGAUGUUGAAUGUCAACAGUGUUUUUCGU
Abrus precatorius (Indian licorice) is the source of this 1875-nucleotide messenger RNA. RefSeq names its product DDB1- and CUL4-associated factor 8. Gene Ontology annotation, molecular function: protein binding. The record is from RefSeq and is a predicted model, not a curated record. The coding region runs from base 66 to 1523 and encodes 485 amino acids. Lineage: Eukaryota; Viridiplantae; Streptophyta; Magnoliopsida; Fabales; Fabaceae. Gene Ontology annotation, cellular component: Cul4-RING E3 ubiquitin ligase complex; cytoplasm. The transcript is spliced from 5 exons.